Molecule: messenger RNA, 2944 nt
Organism: Scophthalmus maximus (turbot)
Lineage: Eukaryota; Metazoa; Chordata; Actinopteri; Pleuronectiformes; Scophthalmidae
Gene: kcnf1b
Product: potassium voltage-gated channel, subfamily F, member 1b
Exons: 1
Coding region: 244-1614 (456 amino acids)
Biological process (GO): protein homooligomerization; potassium ion transmembrane transport
Cellular component (GO): voltage-gated potassium channel complex; membrane
Molecular function (GO): voltage-gated potassium channel activity
Source: RefSeq, a predicted model, not a curated record
CCUACACACACACGUACACACAUACAUAUACACACACCCACCCACACACACAGACAGAGAGAGAGAGAGAGAGAGAGAGAGAGGGAGUGUUCAGAAAAACUGGCUGCUCAAGCUGUGGCACUCAAUCCAUUGAACAGUCAAGAGAAACCAUUUUACGCGCCGAAAUAAUGGAUUCUGGUUGGUAGCCCACGCUUUAGUUUUACACCAAAGGACUGAUAUUGAUGCAGGAAAACACUUAUCAAAAUGUGGACGGUUCCGAAGCCAAAAUACAGGCGGGGUUACUGCGCCGAGGGGGAGAUUGCUGUAAACAUCGGCGGGGUCCGAGUGGUGCUGUUCGGGGACGUUUUGAACCGCUACCCGGAGAGCAGACUGGCGGAGUUGCUGAACUGCUCCACUCGGGAUUACGAAGAGGUCUCGUCGCUGUGUGAUGACUUUGAUCCGCGCAGAAAAGAGUUCUACUUUGACCGAGAUCCUGAUGCCUUCAAGUGCAUCAUCGACGUUUACUACUUUGACGAAAUCCACAUCAAGAACGGCAUUUGCCCCAUCUGUUUCAUCAAGGAGAUGGAAUUCUGGAAAAUAGACCAAAGCGUUCUAGAUGAGUGUUGCAAAAGUUACCUGAGUGAGAAGGAGGACGAGCUGAAAGAGAUUUCGAACAAGGUGCAAGUCAUUAUGGAGGAUCUGGACGUUGACCAGUGCAUUACGCGCGCCCAGCGGUGCCAGACGUUCCUGUGGCAGCUGAUGGAGAAGCCGGGCUCCUCCUUGGCGGCGCGCAUCAUCGCCAUCGCAUCCUUCCUCUUCGUCCUGGUCUCGGCGGUGGUGAUGUGCGUGGGAACCAUCCCGGAGCUCCAGGUGACAGACUCCGAGGGGAAACUCGUGGAGCACCCUACCAUGGAGGGGAUCGAGACCGCGUGCAUGUUAUGGUUCACGGCGGAGUACCUGCUGCGCCUCGCCUCCUCUCCUAACAGGCUGCACUUUGCGCUCUCCAUCAUGAACGUCAUCGACUUCUUGGCCAUCAUGCCGUUCUACGUGGUGGUGUCCCUCACCUACCUCGGCACAGCAUCCAUGAUGGAGCUGGCUAACGUCCAGCAGGCUGUCCAGGCGCUCCGCAUCAUGCGUAUCGCGCGCAUUUUCAAGCUGGCGCGCCACUCCUCCGGACUGCAGACUCUGACCUAUGCGCUGAAGCGCAGCCUCAAAGAGCUGGGGCUGCUCCUCAUGUACAUGAGCGUGGGGAUCUUCGUGUUCUCGGCGCUGGCCUACACCAUGGAGCAAAGCCACCCAGAGACCCUGUUCAGGAGCAUCCCGCAGUCCUUUUGGUGGGCCAUUAUCACCAUGACCACCGUGGGCUAUGGAGACAUCUACCCCAAAACCACACUCGGCAAGUGCAAUGCAGCCGUGAGCUUUCUGUGCGGGGUGAUAGCCAUUGCCUUGCCCAUCCACCCCAUCAUCAAUAACUUUGUGAUCUUCUACAACAAGCAGAAGGUGCUGGAGACCGCUGCGAAGCAUGAAGUGGAGCUGAUGGAACUAAAGUCAGGCAGGGACUCGCGCAAGAAAAGUCGGAAUUCGGAGGAGACUGUGGACGCACCAACAGUUGGGACAAGUUCAGACUUUCUGUAACUUGUUAUUGUCAAGUUAUUGUUAUUGACUUGUUAAGUUCAUAGCCAAUAUAAAUGAAAUGACAAAACAAAAAAAUUUUAAAAAAUCAGUUGUCCAUUGUUGAAUUCACAAAAUUUGAAACAUCUUAAAAGUAAAAGUUCAGUUGUAAAUUUGUUGCGACUUCAUACAAGACUGGGGCCUGCAGACACCUUGGGAGAGCUCCAUUCAGUGACACCUGUAUAUAAUAAAACUGCUGUCUUUACUCUGCUCUUGCUUUCACUGGUAACAUGUGAUGUGGUGCUUCUGACCGUGUUCCAUGUCUAACUCUCGCCUAACUGUGAAGGCUGUUGUCAUUUUGGAUUCGAAACUUUUGCAUGAAAAAAAGAAACUGUACAUGUGCACAGAGUCGUUACGUCAGUAUCUAUGGGAGUAAAGGUACAAAUCAAAAUGUAUUUCCAGUAUAAGUUCAGUUUCAGGUGUAUGAGAAGUUCCACAAUUUUUCAGAGCUCCUCCAAAGUUUGUUCAGUACAAAAUAUAUCUCUGCUGCAGUUCACUCAGAUCUCAAAAGUCUCAUAUUAGUUCCAGGGAGCGAAAGCUGUGGAUUGUGUCCCUCAUCACUUACAUCAGAGGCCCGUUAUGAAAGGAUCAUAUCAUAUGUCGGCACAAGAGGAGUGAUUACAGCAAGCAAAACCCAUUUCUGUGUUCAUAUUGCCACCUGACUCCUGACUGCAAACUUUGGAAAAAAAAAUAACUGCGCUGUGCUUACAUUUUCUAAAAAUUUGGGGGGAAAUUGGAAAAUGAGAUAAUCUAAGAUUAUGACUAAAGGUGAGCCAUACAAUGCAGCACUCAGAAAACAUGUGUAACUAAUAGAUUCAUCUCUUCAACCAGAUUAGAUGAAUGAUGUGUGUGAGGACAGAUGCUGAAAAGGCCAUAUCCUCAUGUUAAAUCCCCUCCUCCAGUGAUGUGAACAAAUAUUUGGUAUUUAUGGUUAUCAAUUUGAAGCGUUCUAUCAGAUGUAUGGCUAAGAACCAAAACCAAAUGUGUGUGCAUGUGUGUACUUCUGUCUUUGUGAGCUUGAGUUACAGAGCGCACAGAGUGAGGACAUUUACUUCACUCUCUGACACAACGUCAAACAGCUGUCUGUCAGUUAAGACUUGGUUUCAAGGUCGAAGUUACAAAUAAAUGUACGUUAGGGUUGUUGUGUACGAGUGUCCUUACAAAGACAGAUGUUUGUGUUUGUGUAAUGUUGGGUUUUGGUUCCUGGAGACCCUGGUCCAUUGUUAACAUUUUUUUUAUUAUCAAAUUGUUUGAGUUUGUUCUUAUUUUUAAUGACUAUUAAAACAUGUUUCAA